AUGGACGCCAGCAGCCGUGGUGGCUGGGACUUUCUGGACGUCACCACAGAGCCGCGUCCCCAGCCGGGAGAACGUGUGCGGAGAAAGGGCUCCUCGGGCACCGGUGUCAGCCUGCCCGAGACCCGCGUGGGUGGCAGCCUGCUCUCCAGCCUUCCCAACAAACUCCCCAAGCCCGGGGUCGCCAUCGGCGCCAAGUACACGGCUGGCUUUCUGGAAGUGCUGAGAGCCAACUACGGUGUUCCCUCUGACUGCUUCUCCCACGCCCCCUCUGCCGCCCAGCUUCUGAGAGCUUUGGGCCCUGUGGAGCUUGCCCUGACGGUCCUCAUGACCCUGCUCUCCCUGGGCUCCGCCGCCAUCUACCUGGAGGACGCCGUCUACCUGCACAGAAACACCCGCUGCCCCGUCAAGAGGAAGACGCUGCUCUGGAGCAGCUCUGCGCCCACGGUGGUGUCUGUGUUCUGCUGUUUUGGCCUCUGGAUUCCCCGGGCCCUCAUGCUCGUGGAAAUGGCCAUCGUGUCGUUUUACGCCGUGUGCUUCUACCUGCUGAUGAAGGUCAUCGUGGAAGGCUUCGGCGGCAAGGAGGCCGUUCUGAGGACACUCAAGGACACACCCAUAAGGAUCCACACGGGCCCCUGCUGCUGCUGCUGUCCCUGCUGCCCGCCCCUCAGGCUCACCAGGGAGAAACUGAAAUUGCUGAUGUUGGCGCCGUUCCAGUAUGCCUUCUUCAGAGUCGCCUUUGGCCUGGUGGGUCUGUUCCUCAUUCCUGAUGGCAUCUUCGACCCAGCCGAUAUCUCAGAGACGAGCGCGGCCCUGUGGAUCAACACUGUCCUCGGCGUGUCCACCCUGCUGGCUCUCUGGGGCCUCGCCAUCCUUUUCCGUCAAGCCAGGCUGCACCUGGGGGAGCAGAACAUAGGAGCCAAGUUUGCUCUCUUCCAGGUGCUCCUCAUCCUCACAGCUCUCCAGCCGUCCAUCUUCUCCGUCCUGGCCAGUAGCGGGCAGAUUGCAUGCGCGCCCCCUCUCUCCUCGAAGGCCAGGUCACAAGUCAUGAACUGCCACCUGCUGGUUGUGGAGACCUUCCUGAUGACCGUGCUGACCCGGAUGUACUACCGAAGGAAAGACGACAAGGUCGGCUACGAGCCCUUCCCCCCACCCAGCCUGGACCUGCACCUCCGAGCUUGAGGCCAAGACAGGCGGAGGUCUCCUCUGUCCCACAGCCUUCGCGCCAGCCCGGACCAAGCAGGCAGGGCAGCCUGGCAGGCAGGACAAACGGUGG
Messenger RNA from Erinaceus europaeus (western European hedgehog), 1273 nucleotides. It is a transcript of the gene SLC51A, whose product is annotated as solute carrier family 51 member A. Gene Ontology annotation, biological process: bile acid and bile salt transport. The transcript has 10 exons. Gene Ontology annotation, molecular function: transporter activity. The record is from RefSeq and is a predicted model, not a curated record. NCBI's taxonomy places the organism in Eukaryota, Metazoa, Chordata, Mammalia, Eulipotyphla, Erinaceidae. The coding region runs from base 1 to 1179 and encodes 392 amino acids. Gene Ontology annotation, cellular component: endoplasmic reticulum membrane; plasma membrane.